Messenger RNA from Xiphophorus hellerii (green swordtail), 1648 nucleotides. It is a transcript of the gene nme6, whose product is annotated as NME/NM23 nucleoside diphosphate kinase 6. The coding region runs from base 262 to 810 and encodes 182 amino acids. Gene Ontology annotation, biological process: CTP biosynthetic process; negative regulation of mitotic nuclear division; GTP biosynthetic process. The transcript is spliced from 6 exons. NCBI's taxonomy places the organism in Eukaryota, Metazoa, Chordata, Actinopteri, Cyprinodontiformes, Poeciliidae. Gene Ontology annotation, cellular component: mitochondrion. The record is from RefSeq and is a predicted model, not a curated record. Gene Ontology annotation, molecular function: nucleoside diphosphate kinase activity.
AUUGUUUUUGUAAGCGGAACUGACAGGGAUGGAGUUGCAUUUAACAUUUUGUCAUAUUUUAGUACCAGUUUGUCAUUUAGAGGUUUUUUUAUAUGUACCGCUCAUAGUUGUAAAUUAAGCCGACAACUUAUGUUUAUUGUUUUCUCUUAUAACUAGGAAAUUGCUCUGAGUCAAACGGCGACAAUGGCAGCCGUUAAAAACGUUAAAAGUUGAUCGAUUUGAUGGACAAUUGACAGAAAAGGUUUCCUGGUAACCGUGGCCAUGUUACAGACUACUGGCCGCCUGUCCAAAGCGCUACAGCUCACCCUGGCGGUCAUCAAGCCCGAUGCUAUAGCUCAUCCUUUAAUAGCAGAGGCUAUUCACCAGACAAUUCUGGAUAACAACUUCGUAAUUGUCAGAUGCAAAGACCUGGUGUGGAAAAGACAGGAUUCGGAGAGGUUUUAUGCUGAACAUUCAGAGCGAUUCUUCUAUCAAAGACUUGUAGAAUUCAUGUCAAGUGGUCCGAUGAGAGCCUACAUUUUAGCUCGAGAGGAUGCCAUACGUCACUGGAGGGACAAGAUGGGACCAACCAAAGUCUUUCAAGCCAGAUACACAUCCCCUGCCUGCAUCAGGGCUCGCUUUGGCCUCACAGACACCAGAAACACAACUCAUGGCUCCGAUUCUCCAGAGUCGGCUCAGAGAGAAAUCAGUUUCUUCUUCCCAGAUUUCAAUAUGGAUCAGUGGCUUAAGAAGGAGGAGCCGUUGUUCAGAUCACGACAGAUCCAAUAUGAUCAACAAGAUCAGAUCCACAAACCUUUAACACCAAGCUGACCCUGGAGCAGCUCAGCACUGCCUCCACAGCUUAAACUUGAUUGGAUGAGAUGAUGAACUCUGUUUAGAAGCCACACAUGAAGAGUACGCCUGAUUUAUGAAAGUGCCAAAUUGUUAUAAUAAAAAAAGAGGUUGCUAGGAUCAUGUCACUGGUAAUUUUAUGUCAGCAGGGAGGGCCAUUUAAUAAAAUUUUUUAAAUAAUUCUUUGCUUAAGUUGUGAAAAUUAUUUUAAGAUGUAACUUCAUGAUCUGUUGUUUUUACUUGAUUUGCAGUACAAAAGAUUCAAGGAUUGAAUUAUUUAACUUUCACAAACCAAAUAAAUCACAUUUUUAUGACUGACAUUUCAGAUGUGUAAAAGCCUCUUUUAAAAGACUAAUAGACUCAUAGACAUAUUCCUUGCAAAAAGCACUCUUUUAUUUCUCAGUCUUUUAAAUGUAAAAGUGUUUACAUUUUUAACUGUAAACAUAGCAGAAAAAGACAACUUUUGGCAAAAACAUACAUUCAUAUGUCUUUAAAGAGAAAUGGGUCUCACUUCUAGUUCCAGAAACAAAGUUGCUAGAAAAAAUUCCCAGGCAUUUCAGGAUGCAGGCGAUGCGCACUAAUAAAACAGAGCUUAAAAAUCAAGAGGGUGUGUGUAGACGCCUUAUAAUAAACACAAGUUAGAAUAAAGGGAUACAUUUCAACGUUAUUUUAAAUUGGACACAUGGAUUAGCUGGCGCUUCUACCAAAUCUGCCUUGUAAUCCCUCUUUUUCAAGUCCACGUUAUUUAUUCAGUUUCGAGUUCUUGUACGCCAUUUUGUUUCUUUAACAAGAUAAAGCUUAUUUAAAUUUUUGCUCA